Molecule: messenger RNA, 3276 nt
Organism: Colletotrichum siamense
Lineage: Eukaryota; Fungi; Ascomycota; Sordariomycetes; Glomerellales; Glomerellaceae
Exons: 4
Coding region: 1-3276 (1091 amino acids)
Molecular function (GO): DNA binding
Source: RefSeq, a predicted model, not a curated record
AUGGGCGACCACCAGCCGUACGUGACCAUCCGGUCUCGCCGGCCGUACGAUGGAAACAGCGUGAGCAGUGGUGCAGACUCGACUGUAGGUGCUAGAGUCACGACACACCAGUCGCGAAGAGUACACUCACAAGCUGGCGAUGGCCAGUAUGGAUCCAGCUCCGGCGAUGCGCCCCGGACUGCCACGCACGACACAAGUCGCGUGAGCUACCACGUCAAACAUCUCGAUAGCUUCGUGCAGACCUUGGAGGAUUCUGCAAAUCGAGCAUUCCCAAACAGGGGCAGAUCAUCACAGAGAUAUAAAAAGGUCCAGGCUUUGUUGCUUCAUUGGGGCUCCGAUGACCUCUUCGUGCUGCCCGAGCUGGAGGACUUGGAGCGUUGCCUCCGCGAGGACUACGCCUUUAACACGGACAUCUUCGCCAUUCCUUCCGAAAACUCACAUCUUGAGCUCAUGAUGCAAGUCGGCAAGCUGAUCAAAGACCACGAGGCCCAAGAUACGCUUUUCUUGGUCUACUACGGCGGCCACGCAAGGAUAGACGAGUCCAGGCAAAGCACCUGGUGCGCAACACGAAAUCCCGACUCUCCGUGGCUGCAGUGGUCAGCUAUUCAAACUCUGCUAGAACGUUCUGCCUCUGACGUUCUCAUCCUUCUUGACUGCUGCGCUGGAGCUGCGAGUGCUACAUUUCCCAACGGCAACAGUAUCACCGAGACCAUCUCAGCCUCGAGCUGGGACGCCAUUGCCCCGGAUCCAGGUCGCUACUCCUUCACCAAUGCCCUCAUCGAAGUACUGCAGGAAUGGAGGCUACGCACCUUUUCUGCCGCUAUGCUGCAUGCCGAGGUUCUUGCUCGUCUUAAACAUCCUAGACCAAUCACUAUCAACGGCAAGCUCUUUGAGGCAAGGUCAACGCCAGUCCACUUCAUGAUGACCACAAAUCACAAAGCACCCAGUAUCGAGAUGUCACGGAUUGUCCCCCCGGACGCUCGACCACCGUCACCUCCUCAGGACACAACCGCUAACGGAAGCGAUAACCCGGAUCAGUUGACAGGUGGUCGAGGCCCCGGGGCGCCGGUAUCAGAAGACCCAAACGAGGACACGCCCCAUGUCAUGAUUUCCCUCGCUUUGGAGGAUAACCAACAGCUGGACCUCAAUGCCUGGGAACAGUGGCUCUCGAAUUUCCCAGCAAUGGCAAAGUACGUUAAGGUUCAAGGGGUGUUCAAAAGCCAUUCUACAUUGCUUUUGCUGUCGAUGCCGGUAAUGGUCUGGGACCUGUUGCCGGAGGACCAUGCGACUUCCUUCAUAGCCUUCAUCAGGUCAAACAACAUGAUGCUACAGGGAGGUCAGAAAGACAAGGCAGAGGUCGAAGUGCCUGUGGGAGUCUCUCGUGCAACGCUCGACAGGACACAGCCCGAUUCAGCGUCAAUGAAGACGUUUUUCUCGGACACCACCUACACUUAUGCCCCAACAGACCAUGGCAGCACGAUUGGCCAGCAACUAGCUGACAUGCGUUCAUAUUCGCUCGGAGAGGGGCGAGCCUCUAGGCGGAACGUAGGCACAAGGCAACAGGCGUCCGCCGAAGCUAUCUCGCCGUCGUCAUCGCCGACGAGCGGUCCUGCUGGGCUGUUGAGAGCUGGACCUUCCUCGGCAUCCCUGGCCAGUCUUCAGCGGCAGCUUUCGUCGUCCUCUCAGACAUCUGCCGAGAUCACAUCGAGAACAAUGAUUCCAAACCAACAGAGGAGUUCACGGAGGACUGUGUUCCAGGAUAUCCCCGAACCACCCAAGUUCUCGCAGCAUAUUGAGACGCUGCUUCAACAAUACUACGAUCAGGAACCUUUGCCAAAUGACGAUCAAAAGAACUUUGUUGCUUCCAACUUAGGCGUUGAGUUGUGGCAUGUCGAGGCUUGGUUCCAUCAUCGACGGGAACGAGACAUCGUCUCCCAGCAAUUUCAGAAUCUCAAGAUUGAUGAUCUAGCCCCCGUGGCGUCUCAAGGAGCCCAGAUGAUUCUACCUCAUCAUCUCAACAAAAUAAUUGAUAUCCUUCCACCCAGUAGGAUCCUCUUGGUUGACCUCCGAUCUCCGACUGAAUUCGAGAGGUCUCAUAUACGCGGUGCAAUCAACCUCCGCGCGCCCCUGAGAUUCAUUCAAGAUGCUCCCUUUGACAUGAUUGAGCGUGCCUUCGCCGACCACGAUAGCGGACGGAAGUUUGGAGAGUGGAGAUCGGCGCACUGCUUGGUUGUCUACGCCCGCGCCGUCGACUCCGUAUGGGAGUGUCCCGUCGCCGACGUGCUCUUUGCAAAGUUCAAGAGCUGGGGCUGGCCGGGCCGAUGUUUCGUGCUCAAGGGCCACUACAAGGAGUUUUCGGUCUCGUAUAGCAACUCCAUCGAGAGUUCCAAGAUGACCAACGAAGCCAGGGCAGCCCGCACGGAAUUAGCACUCCGCCGGGACGCCCAUAAACAAACAACAGACAUGCUGUCAGAAGAUGAUGACGCGGCGAGACGGCUACAAUACAAUGACCUGCUGACUCAGAUCGACAGCGAGGAGGGACGGGUGAACCCCUCAUCCUCGGCGUCAAACCCUACAGCCAGCUCUGACCGCGCGCGAGCCAUGGAAGAGCAUGAACUAGACCUCGAAGCCGAGUUCCGGCGUCGCGUCCCGGACCUCUACCGCAAAGCCCUGGACGUCGUCCACGGCAGCAGCGGCGUCCCUACCGCCGUCGCCUCCUCCGCACCCGUGACGCCAGCUGCCGCCCCUACCGCUGCACCUGUCCAGCCCGAUGAUGGAUCAGGCUCACCUGCCACGCGAAGUGACAGAGCGGGUGGCGACAAGGACUGUGGCACAACGUUUGGUUUUGACACAAAGGCACCGCUCGUCGAGUACCUCGACAGAGGCCUCUCUCACAUCCGGCAGGGGAUACCCGCCCAAGCCUCGUCUAUAGCUACUUCUGCCGCGACACCCACAGCUACUACUGCCCUGUAUACGACACCUCCAACCAACGACACUUCACCGGGACUCUCGAAACUUGCCGCCGAGGGUUGCUACUUCGACUCAGGGGCAGCAGCAGCGGCGGCGGCGGCUGGGGCGUCUUCGGACGAUUCGUACGUGAAGAUCAACAGGGGAGAUGCGCAACUAGCGAGCGAUCCGGGCCUCGGAGGAAAAGACGGGACGACAAAAGACCACCAUCACCAGCAGCAGCAGCAACGACAAUCAGUCGUCACGGGGGAUGAAACGCCCAAAAGGGGCCGGGGCGGUUUCCUAAAUAAGGUUCUGCGGCGAGCAUGA